This is a messenger RNA of Talaromyces amestolkiae, 5445 nucleotides long. RefSeq lists its product as uncharacterized. The transcript has 3 exons. Gene Ontology annotation, biological process: nucleoside metabolic process. Gene Ontology annotation, molecular function: protein binding; ADP binding; ATP hydrolysis activity. The record is from RefSeq and is a predicted model, not a curated record. Bases 1 to 5445 code for a protein of 1814 amino acids. Lineage: Eukaryota; Fungi; Ascomycota; Eurotiomycetes; Eurotiales; Trichocomaceae.
AUGAGCUACUCACGAGAUGACUACACGGUCGCAUGGAUAUGCGCCUUGCCGUUAGAAAUGACAGCGGCAAAGCUCAUGCUGGAAAAAGUCCAUGCUUUGCUGCCUCAGCUAGAAACUGAUUAUAAUACGUACACUCUUGGGAGUGUUGGUGGUCAUAAUGUCGUGGUGGCUUGCCUGCCCUCAGGCGUUUACGGAACUACAUCUGCUGCAAUCGUGCUCGCCCAUAUGCUGUCGACAUUUCCUUCCCUACGAUUCGCCUUAAUGGUGGGAAUUGGAGGUGGCGUACCCAAAAGUAACGACAUUCGACUUGGCGACGUCGUUGUUAGCUUACCAAGUGGCGCCUCCGGGGGUGUGGUACAAUAUGAUUACGGGAAGGCCCUCCGCGAUGGAAGUUUUCAACGCACAGGCUCUCUGAACAAGCCCCCACGGUACCUAUUAACAGCAGUCUCCCAGAUUCGCAGCGAUCCUGAAACGUCACUCGAGAAAACAGUAAAAGAGGCGCAUCAGAAAAGCGAAAGUAUCCGAAAAGAAUUCUCACGUCCAAGCAAAGACUGGCUAUUCGAGGCAACCUAUGACCACAAUAGCAUGAACCUCGACUGCUCGACAUGCGAUCAAACCCAGCUAGUGGACCGUCGACUGAGGGAAAGUGGUGAACCGCUCGUUCACUAUGGACUCAUUGCGUCUGGUAACCAGGUCAUAAAAAAUGCUCAGUUAAGAGACUCGAUUGCCCAGAAGACAGGUAUUCUCUGCUUUGAAAUGGAGGCGGCUGGGUUGAUGGACCAACUACCAUGUCUGGUAAUCCGAGGGAUAUGCGACUAUUGUGAUUCGCACAAGCAUAAAGAAUGGCAAGGAUAUGGAGCUCUUACUGCGGCCGCGUAUGCGGCUCAUCUAUUGCAUGCUGUUCCCGUGACUGAUCACACGUCGUCUCGUGCACAGAACGUGGAAUUCACUGAAGAAGAAAAAGCAUGCUUGCGCAGCCUUUUCAUCACUGAUCCGGAAGAGGACAAGAAUUCCCUGAAGCGAAGAAAAGGUGACCGCGCUUUUGACACAUGCAGUUGGAUCUUUGACACCGAGGAGCUGCAAUAUUGGCUUGGACUCCCCACACAUAAUGACCAGGAGGAGCAGAAUAUACUAUGGUUAUAUGGUAAUCCAGGCACGGGAAAAUCAACGAUGGCCAUCACGUUAUCGGAAGAGCUUCCAAGCAAACCGUAUUUCCAGGAUGGAGGCAAGACUAUCGCAUACUUCUUCUGCGACUCGAGCUCAGAUGUCAACAGAACUGCAAUAUCCGUAUUGCGUGGCCUUCUCUAUCAAUUGAUCAAGCGAUGCCCGACACUCAUGCUGCAUUUGCUUCCUAGGUACAUUGAACGGAAAGAUAAACUCUUCGGAUCGUUCGAUGCUUUAUGGACUGUCUUAUUAGACAUUGCCAAAAUUUCCGACGGCAUGGAUUUCUAUUACAUUAUUGACGCUUUGGACGAAUGCGAACCUGAUUCACAAGAAACCUUGCUUGAGCAGAUUCACCAGACGUUUGGCAAUCCCAAUUCCAAAAGCUCAGCCCCAUCAAAUAUACAUUUUCUCAUCACAAGUCGCCCCUACCAUGAAAUUCGAAGACCAUUAUCUGCUUUCCGAUCUAAGGAUUUGGCUACCUACGAGGAAGUUGCAAGCGAUUUGAGAAAAGUAAUCAAGGAAAAAGUUGAGGUCCUGAGUAAGCGGAACAAAUACCCAAAGGCCUUGUCUGCUGAUAUCUCUCGAGUGCUGGAGGCGAAAGCAGAGGGAACAUUUUUGUGGGUAGGCAUUGCCUGCGAUGAAUUGGCACAAGUACAAUCUAGGAACUCAAUGAAAACCUUGCAGGCUCUGCCUCGUGGACUGAAUUCUCUAUAUCAGAAACUCCUGGAAACAGCCAUCACCGGGAGUAACGAAGGCGAUGAACCAAUGAUUCUUGAAAUGUUGACUUUCGUUGCCUUUGCACUAAGACCACUGACAUUAGCAGAGCUCUCCGAGGCUUGUCAACUCUAUCCCGAAGAGGAAGAGGACUGUCGGCUACAAUUCACACAAGAAAUUAUUGAUCUAUGUCGCUUGAUGAUUGUGGUGCAAGGAAGUCAUGUGCGACUCUUACAUAAGUCUGUAAAGGACUUUCUGCUCAAGGGAACUGCAAAUAUCAAUGACCUUAAAGCGAACGCAACAUUAGCCCACCGCUGUCUCAAUAACGUCUUACACAAUGUAAGACUGAAAAGUACUAUGAUGCUCCCUGAUGCUCGAGACCGUUUUCUUAGUUAUUCAACUGUGUAUUGGCCACGGCAUGCCAGUCUUUCAAAAACCGAGUUCACAAUCAAUCGUGAACAUGAGAACUUUUUUUCUUUGAGCUCUACUUCCUGGAACGACUGGAUGGGUCUUUACAAUUCUCUACAAACAUUUUCCUCUAAUAGACUAGACCUUGGAUUUUCGACACUUCAUGCUGCAGCGCGUUGGGGUAUCCAGCAGUUGAUCCAGUUUGCGAUCAAUGUCACCAAUGCCAGUUCUCGACGCUUAGAGCCUACUAGGGAAGGAGAAUCAUAUAUUGACUCGGAUUAUGCAACAUCCAAGGGUGUGACACCAAUGAUCGAAGCCGCAAGAAGUGGUCAGAUUUCGAUACUGAAGAUUUUAUUGGAAAGAGGACCACCAAACCAGCAGAUAAAUCAAGAUGUGAUGAAAGCCGCAGCACGAAACACUAUACGAGGGGAGAAAAUUGUGGCAUACCUCCUGGAUGAACACAAAGAUCAGAUCAAAAUUACAAAUGACAUGAUCAAGGUCGUAUCACAGAACCGCCCUCAUGGAACACUCAUCAUGAGGUUAAUAAUUGACCAAUGCAAGGAACAGAUUUUAGUCAACCCUUACUUAAUAAUAACAAUCCUUGAAAAAUUUGAUGUCACGGUGGUGGCAUUCCUCCUAAAUCAGUACCAAGGGAGGUUGCAGAUUACGGAGGGUAUGAUCGAGGCUGCUGGGCAAAACUACUCGGAUGGAAAUGAGAUAAUGACUUUGAUGCUGGAGCAGUAUAACGUCAGAAUUCAGGAGAAUCCUGGUCUGGUGUCUAAAGUAAUUCAGCACUUUAAUGAAAAAGUCGUGGAACUCAUUCUGAAUCAGAUGGGGGAUCGUAUCGAACUUGGAGAUGAAAUAUUCAAAGCUGCUGCUCGAAAUUAUCGGUAUGAGAAUGUAAUGUUCCUACUUCUUGGCAAAUAUGGUGAGGAGAUAUCGAUUGCAACGAACAUAGCAUGGCCGGGGGUUCCCUACAUCUCUAAUGUUGAAUACAAUUGCGCUCAAGGCAGCACAGAAUACAAUACUUGGCAAACAUAUGCUGCACAAUCCGGAGCCUCUGCGGUACAGGCUUUCGUAGGAUAUUGGAGAUGCAUAAAUAGAGAAGCCGGCGAUCGUUAUUGGAAUGUUCCUUUUCGGAGAAAUCCCAAUUUUGUUGCUCAAAAUGAUGAGAUUGCCCAGAUCAAAGAUUUGGUCUUACGGUACACAGUGCCUGCUAGGAUCUUGGUUUGUGGUCUAAAUGGAGUCGGAAAGACACACUUGGCCUUAGAACUGGCUUAUCGCAUACGAGAACACGACCCUGAAUGGUCAAUUUUCUGGAUCUCAAGCUCUAGUGCUAAGGUUAUUGAGCAAUCCUACAUGGAAAUAGCAAAAAUGCUUGGAUUCUAUAAAGUAGAGCAAACAGAGGCCAAAAAUUUUCUGACUUUUUAUCUAUGUCAGAAGCAAGCAGGGAAAUGCCUCCUGAUAUUUGACAAUGCUGAGAAUAUUUCCAUAUUGACGGAGUAUCUACCUCGAAACGAGCUAGCUCAGAUUCUCAUCACAAGUCGAGCCGGAGCUUUGGUUCCAAGAUUAGCAACUGAUCAUGUUAUCCAGCUCUCAACCUCAAGUGUCGAAGCUGCACUUGACAUACUGGAGAACUCUCUGGUCGAUAAAAGCUUGCUUAAUGACCAAGAGACAGCAAAAGCUCUUGUCCAGCGUCUAAGUCUGCUCCCUCUAGCUAUACUGCACGCUUCGGCAUAUAUCAACUCGACCAAAAAAACCGUUUCCCAAUAUCUGUAUUUGCUGGAGCGACAAUAUUCGAAAUUUGGACAGAGAAGUGGAGGGCCUGUAGAGCAAAAUUAUAGCACCACUCCAAGCCUGAAACGUAUAUGGCGGACUACUUUUCAACAAAUUUCGCGAAAGAACCAGCUAGCAGCAUACUACCUAUCGUUUAUGGCCUGUAUGGAUGGCGAUGGUAUUUCACAGUCUUUGCUUCCAUCAGCCAAGCUCGAGAAUAAACUGGAUGCUAUUGGCCUUUUAAAAGACUCCUCGAUCAUAGUGGAAACCUCCCGGGGCUAUUUUUCCAUGCAUAGGUUAUUGCGUCACGAAGUUCGGGACUGGUUGAAAUCGGACCAGCGAUUUCGACAAGAAGUUCUGAAGGUAGCAGACCACUUGAGUGAUAUAUUCCCAAAUUAUACCACCAAUAGGAGUAUGCGGCGCGAAUACCUGCCGCAUGCUAUGUCUUUGCUUGCCGAGGUUGAAUUCCAAGAAGAGCAGGCGAGAUAUAUCAAAUUGAUGCGAAGAGUUGGACACUGUUUACUUAUUGAUAAAAGGUACAGUGAAGCGGCAGCUUUAUUCGAAACUAUCAUGACCAUACAGAAGAACGAAAAUUCGGAUAGCAGCUAUUCAAUACUGUUCAGCGUUGCUGACUUGGCGCGGACAUAUAAAGAGCAUGGUCGGGUCGAUGAAGCCGAAGAAUUGGAACUACAGAUGGUGGAAUUAAGUAAACGAGUCAUCACAACAGAAUAUCCCGACACUCUGGAAAUGAUCCGCCAGAGUUUGGUACGUCGGCAUCAACGGAGGCAUGAGAAAGCCGAAAUUGGGCAUGGGCAAGAACUAAAAGAUCCAGAUAAUGCCUUAGAACUAGAGCUUCCUGAUACUCUUCACUAUUUCAGUGAUCUCGGCUUAGCCCUUGACCGUCAUGGGAGACACGAAGACGCAGAAAAUAUGCAUAUAUUGGCGUUUGGAGGUCUCUACAAAGUCCUUGGUCCAGAAGAUUAUUCCACUUUGACCGGCAUAUUCAGCCUCGCCUACUCUUUGCUCGCUCAAGAUAAGAAAGAAGACGCAUCUACCCUUCUGGAAGAAUUCAUCAAACUCCGGGGUAAGAGCCUGAAACCCGAUCAAACAGCUAUUGAAGAUGCCUCUUUCUGUCGUAGUCAUUGGGAAGACUACUGUAAGAUGCGACUCUUCCGGAAACAGCAGCAAGAGCAGAAGAUGAUCAGCUCAAACGAAAAAUUUCAGCUCAUGGAAGAUACAUCAGCAUCGACAAUUACGACGCCACCUGUUGAACGACAUUCAGCAAAUCCUGCACAGAGGUUUAUACGAGAUCACCCCCUCCUACGAGCUUCGCGGAGUGACCAAUCUGUUCAGGACGGUCUUGACUUAGAAGAUGUUGAUUGA